Molecule: messenger RNA, 1019 nt
Organism: Dermacentor silvarum
Lineage: Eukaryota; Metazoa; Arthropoda; Arachnida; Ixodida; Ixodidae
Product: centromere protein S
Exons: 1
Coding region: 187-543 (118 amino acids)
Biological process (GO): resolution of meiotic recombination intermediates; replication fork processing
Cellular component (GO): FANCM-MHF complex; Fanconi anaemia nuclear complex
Molecular function (GO): chromatin binding; protein heterodimerization activity
Source: RefSeq, a predicted model, not a curated record
CUACAGUGGCUAGAACUACCACUCUACCAACUCUACUUUCGGCGCGGAAAGCGACUGGUUCUUAAUUCUGUGUAUGCGAAAGUAUGCGAACGCAAUCGGUUUAGCGAACCUGUCAAAAACUUCCUUGGUAUUACGAAACUGUUGUCCUGUUGUGUGCGUGCCGACGGUGUCUCUUUUGCCGUUUCGAUGUCGCGAGACCCCGACGAAGUGGAGCGGUUGAGUCAUGCGGCGUGCCUCAAAGCCGCCGUACACUACACAGUGGGUCGCAUCUGCGAAGACAUGGCCGAGGCAGAGGGAGGCCUUCCUGUGCAGCGGCAAACGGUGGCAGCUCUGACUGAACUGGUCCACCACGAAGUUGGCCGUGUGGCUCGCGACCUUAGUAUGCUGGCACUACACUGUCGCAGAAGCACCGUGAAUGCCGACGACGUGCUGUUCAUCGCGAGAAACUCUGGCGAGUUGCACGAGUAUCUCCAGAGCCUGGUGCCUACACCCAAGAAGACCGACGGCAAGCGUAAAGUUUCUGCCAAGGGACUUCAAGAGUGACAUGGUUCGCUACUGCCGAGAUUAGCCCGGUCGCGUCAUCGCCCGUAAUUACUGUUUUAUUAACAGUUAGAUGAACAGAAUGGUGUUAAUGUCCGAACGCAUACCCAGCAUUUGUUUGCUUUUCGCCAUGAUUGGUGUUGCGGGUUUUUCCCCUUACCUGAAGUGAUUGUAGCGUCUGUUGUUCACGUCAGUCGCGCACAUGCACUUUCUUCUACCCAACAUUGCCGCGUGUGAAUCCAACGACUAUUAAUUACGGCGCCCCAAUGCAGCUAGUGAUGCUUACCUCUGAUGUACCCAUCUUUCUUGGAUAUGUGUACCAGUAGUAUUGAAUCCCUAGACAACAAAACAUACAGACCAUAAAUUUUAACAGAACUGUGUUAGUACAGCUAGGCUGACUGAUUCUACUAAGCACACUGAGACAAUGUAAGGUUCAGGGAAGAAAUGUGCACAAGGCUGUAUAAAUGUACUAGCUGUGC